AUGACUUACCUGACAUUGGAGGCUAUGAAGACUCUGAUUCUUUUUGAACGUACAAUUCGUGAAAUGCAACGUCAAAAUCUUAAGCUUGAUUCGCUUCACAAGACUAUUUCUAGUCUUUUUCGCCACACGGCAAAGACAUCAACCGAAUUUGCUAACAUGAUAGAACUUCAAAAUACAGCGUCUACCGCUAUUACCUCUUUGUCAGACAGUUUCUGUGCUUUCUGCGACGAAAUACAGGGUGAAUUAACAUUAAAGAAUUUACACGCUCAUGUAACUUCCAAUGCCGACAAGCUUCAAACAACCUUGAACAACCAUGACGAGGAACAGGAUGCUUGGUUUGCAUUGUUACAAAAGUUGUUUGACGAGUUAAGUGGCGUUUCAAAUACCAACCGUGACACUCUUGUGAAAACCUUGAUGAAGGAAUUUAAGAGUCACAGAAAUGUCAUGUUAAACCGUACUCUUGAUCUCAGUGGCCAGAUGAAGUUGAAACUUACCGAUAUGAUGAAAGGCAAAGAAGUUGAUCAGCAAUCAUUAUUGUCUAUCAAAGAUGCUGUUCAGCAUGCCCAAGCGUCUCUGAAAACUAAGCUUGACAAACUUCUCCAAGCCGACGUUCUUACCGAUGUGAAAACCAGCGUUCAAGUGAUUUUUUCUCGUUAUGUCAAAACCGAUAUCACAUCUGGAUUAGACGACAUCACUAAGUUACUUGAAGAGAAUCGAAAGAAACUUGAACUGUUUAACAUUGAAAAUAUUCAAUCUAUGAUGGACGAGAUGCAAGCAAAGUUCAGCAAAGUUGCUGUAAACGUAACAGCUUCUGAUCCACCUCAACCUCAGAUUCCAGUUGAUGUGUCUAAAACCAAUGCUUCUGGUAAGGAUCUUCCUCCUUCCCCUGUCUCGCUUGCAUCCGAAGCCACUAAGAAUGGUUCAGUUCACACUGGUUCUACUUCUUCUGUAGAGAAUUUUCGUUCAGGAUCUACUAGCUCUAGAGGACGUACGCCAACCAAUCCUCAAUUACCCCAAGGUCCAUUGCCGUUGCCGCAACCGCCACAACCAAUGAAUCAGACUUUACUCGAUCCCAAAAUCGCUGUCAUCAACGGAAGCCAAUUACGACAGUUAAGACUGAUAUUACCAAGAACUUACCUCGAUGUUCUUCAAAGAUUAACUCCUCAUGUAUCGAGUUUUAUAAUCACUUCAUUACGUUCGAUUACGGAAUACGAUACAAUGAUUAAUUUGAGACAGAUUAUCAAUUCUUUUGGUCAUCGUCAAUUUUCCUCCUACGACAAUCCUUAUCGAGUUAAUGGUCUCAAGUUUGAUACCGUGGAAAACGGUCGUUUGUUUCUUAUUGAGUUUAUUAGGAUAAUGAUAGCCAAAAAUGUUAAACUUGGCGACUGGUGCUCUGCCUUACUUGAGCAGAUUCCAGUUGAAAUUCGUUAUAGAUGUUGCCAGAUUAGUCAACAAUGCUCAUCUCUCUUCGUUUUGGUAGUCGGGUACCUACUCUCCCGGCACCCAUAUGCCAAUUUGGCGUUGAAAGACACACAAGACUUCUAUAAAUUAAACGAACAAGUUAAUGAAGAUGUCCAUACCUUUUUGACUUGGAUUCUCAAUUGUCUUCAACAGUCAAUGUAUUUGAAAGACACAAUCAAGCUUUUCAAGCAAGUCGUAUACAGACUUAUUCAGAGCUACAGCCUCCGUCAUCUUGAGCCUUUCCUCAAGAUGAAUACUCUUGUUGAUGUGGAAUUGCACUUAUAG
Molecule: messenger RNA, 1746 nt
Organism: Saccharomycopsis crataegensis
Lineage: Eukaryota; Fungi; Ascomycota; Saccharomycetes; Ascoideales; Saccharomycopsidaceae
Exons: 3
Coding region: 1-1746 (581 amino acids)
Source: RefSeq, a predicted model, not a curated record